Menidia menidia (Atlantic silverside) is the source of this 1419-nucleotide messenger RNA. NCBI's taxonomy places the organism in Eukaryota, Metazoa, Chordata, Actinopteri, Atheriniformes, Atherinopsidae. The record is from the annotation of a GenBank genome assembly.
AUGGCUCACCGCAAAUCCCUUCAAAGGGUUCGCCUUGACGACAGACGUUUCCCAAACAGGUGCGUCCGCGUGUCAGGGGGAAGUGAGGAGUCGUUGGCUGGGUGUGGAGUGGAUGAACCGGCUGCCAUGUUGGAUCCCAGAGGCAACGAGACGAGGGGCCACAUUCCACCAGAAGGGGCCCACUUCAGUUCCUACCCCGAAGGAUCCGUUCAACCUGUCCACAAGAAGAGCACGGUGAAAGAGCUGCUGCUGAUUAGACGCCAGAAAUGGGGCACGGAGCCUAAAUUAAAAUAUGCCAAAAUCGAAGCAGUGUCCCCCGAAACGAGCCCCCAUCUUCUGAGCCCUCCCGCGCCGAUAGACCCGAAUCCCUGCCAGUACUUUCCGCCAGCAGUUCCUGAAAUCCCCCUCGCGAGCCCGGUGCGAUUUCCGCCUGCCCCAGCUCCUCUGGCCCCCAUGUCUUUAUUCCACUGGCAAAUCCAACAAGAGGCCCAGAAAGUGGAAACGCUGUCGGCCGAGACGCUGAGCAUGCAGGACUCGGACAGAGACACGUUUCUCCACAUCGCAGUGGCCCAAGGGAAACGCGCCCUGGCCUACGUUCUCGCCGCCAAGAUGGCCGGCUGCGGCUCUCUGGACAUCAAAGAACACAACGGACAGACGGCUCUCCAGAUCGCGGCCGCCACUGACCAGCACCUGAUCGUGGGCGACCUCCUGACCCACGGGGCCCAGAUCAACACCCGGGACCUGUGGGGGCGCUCUCCCCUGCACGUGUGCGCCGAGAAGGGACACCUCCUCAGCCUCCAGGUGGGACGCCCCCCGCCCUUAAAGUGUCCCGAAUUAGCCUCAGUGAGACGGAAGUCGCAAAGGGAGUGGAACGGGGUCGUUUCUCCAGGAAGUGGCCAACCCCUCGAAGCCGACAUGUUCAACUAUGACGGCCUGACCCCGCUCCACACCGCCGUCCUGUCCCACAACGCCGUUGUCAAGGAGACGAGGCUCCUGGAGAACCCCUGCCGCUACAUGACGGCCGAGCUGGCGCAGAAGCGGCGGGUGUACCUGGAGUGCGUCCGGACCCUGAUGAACAUGGGGGGCCACUACGGGGUGAAGGAUCUGAAAAGCGGACGGACCUGUCUACACAUGGCGUCCGAGGAGGCCAACGUGGAGCUGCUCGGCCUCUUCCUGGAACAGCAGACCUCGCUGGCUGUCGUGAACGAAAAGACGUUCAGCGGCAACACGGCCCUACACGUGGUCAGCUCCCUGCAAAAGCACCCGGCUCAGGCGGAGGCGGUCAAGCUGCUGAUGAAAAGAGGCGCCGACCCGGGAAGCAGGAACUGCGAGAACGAGCAGCCGUCCCAGCUGGUGCCCGAAGGACCCCUCGGCGAGAAAGUGCGGCGGAUCCUUAAAGGGAAAUAUAUUUAUAUUUAA